Molecule: messenger RNA, 3226 nt
Organism: Xiphophorus maculatus (southern platyfish)
Lineage: Eukaryota; Metazoa; Chordata; Actinopteri; Cyprinodontiformes; Poeciliidae
Gene: hsd17b7
Product: 3-keto-steroid reductase-like
Exons: 9
Coding region: 96-1223 (375 amino acids)
Biological process (GO): cholesterol biosynthetic process
Cellular component (GO): endoplasmic reticulum membrane
Molecular function (GO): 5-alpha-androstane-3-beta,17-beta-diol dehydrogenase (NADP+) activity; estradiol 17-beta-dehydrogenase [NAD(P)+] activity; 3-beta-hydroxysteroid 3-dehydrogenase (NADP+) activity
Source: RefSeq, a predicted model, not a curated record
CGGGACCUUUGUGGCUGGGCUGAGGCGUACUAAGAUCUUAUUGGCUGGAGUGCUGCCUCAGGAUCCAAUCAGAACAAGGGAGGUGGAGCUAAACUAUGAUUCCACAGAAGAGGAAACCAGUUCCUGAACCAGACGCGCAACCUUUUUCCCCCCAGUUCUCCUGUCGCGCUACAGGUUUUGGCUUUACCAAGAUGAAAAAGGUGGUUUUGGUGACCGGAGCGAACAGUGGCAUCGGCCUCGCGCUGUGCGAGCGUCUCCUCUCACACGACACGGAGGGCCUGCUACUCUGCUUGGCCUGCAGGAACGUGCAGCGAGCUCAGGCGGCGCGCGCUGCCCUGCUGGCCUCUCACCCUGCAGCCCAGGUGGACCUGCUGCAGAUGGACACCAGCAGCGUCUCCUCUGUUCUCAGAACGGCGCAGGAAGUCAAAGUCAGGUACAAUCGGCUGGACUACCUCUACCUAAAUGCCGGCAUCAUGCCAAACCCAGAAUUUGACGCAAAGGCCUUUUUUAGAGGCCUCUUCUCCAGUAAGGUGAUCACUAUGUUUGCCACCGGUGACGGGAUUCUGACUCAGAAAGAUGGUGUCACUCCUGACGGCUUGCAGCAAGUUUUUGCCACCAACCUCUUUGGUCACUUCCUUCUCAUUAGGGAACUAGAGCCGGUUCUGUGCCAAGAAGGUCGAACCUCGCAGCUGGUUUGGACCUCCUCUAGUAACGCUAACCGUUCCGCCUUCAGUCUCGAAGACAUACAGCACCGGAGAGGAACUCAGCCUUACAGCUCCUCCAAAUACGCCACAGACCUGCUCAGCCUGUCUCUCAAUCAGCACUACAACAAGCAGGGUUUGUACUCAUCUGUCGUCUCGCCUGGAUUUGUGAUGACAAACCUGACCUUUGGCAUUCUCCCGUCGUUUCCGGCCUUUCUGUGGACACUGCUCAUGCCUGUCUUUUGGCUGAUCAGGGUGUUUACCAACACUUUUACCCUGACACCUUAUAAUGGAUCUGAGGCUUUGCUUUGGCUAUUUAGGCAAAAGCCUGAAUCUCUGGAUCCUUAUGCUAAAUACCACAGCUUAACAUCAGGGCUUGGAAACAACUACACCCAACCCCAUAAGAUGGACAUUACUUUUGAGACAUCAGAGUCGUUAUAUAUCAAAUUACUUCAACUUGAAAGUGACACAAGGAAGAAACUGGCAGAAACACAAUCUGCAGGCCCCUCACUGAAGACCUGAAGGAGCUGAAUGAUCCACAUUCCACACUGAAAGAGAGAAGAUGCUAUUUUUUUUCCACCAGCAGCUUGCAGGAAAAUUUACACCCGUUGAACUUAUCUGCAUUUUCUAUGCAACCUCAAAAUUUAAUGUAUAUUUUAUUGGGGGUUUUAUAUACGAGACAAAAGCGUUGGAUAAUUGCGAAGUGGGGGGAGGAGAGGAUCUGUGAUUAUCGAAACAACUAAACAAUUCAGAAAUGUGGCUAACAUUUCUAUUUAGCCACAGGUAUUUUUUGGGUACAACUACUCUUAAAUUUUUACUCACUCUGUUUUGUAAAAUAGCUCAACGUCAGGCACAUUCAAGAAAACUCAUCCAGUUGGUCAUGAAUUUAAUGCAAAUUAUUCAACCCAAAACAUUUUAGUGUAGCUUUUGCAGUAUGUCAACAGGGUCGUGCAUUUUCUGAAAUAUGGAGCAAAUGAUAAGAAAACAAUAACAUAAGAAUAUUACCGAUUUUCUAAGAAGUUGGCGUCCAGUCAUCACAUUGCAAUCCAGGAGGGACUGUUUGUAAUCUGGUUAUCAAUCCCCAAAUUAUCCAGACAAAACGCAGCGCUGUCCGACAGCAGACUUUCAUCGUCGUCAUCAUCAUCGUCGUCGUCGUCAUCGUCAUCAUCUUCCCAGAAGUUGACAUAUGUGCUCUGGGUGAGUGUCUCCGCGGUGUACGGCGGCGCGGCCACUUGCAGAAGCCCAGCGGCGCACCUGACGUCCCGCUGUGGGGAACCUGGUGCGCACAUCCAGCGGCGCUGCCUCGGCUCCCCGGCUUGGUUUCCAGCGGCGCACUCUCCCUCCUCCGCUUCGCUCAAUUUGGGGUUGCAAAACGCCCACACCAUUCCGCAGAAGUAGACGAAAAAUGUACCCAUGACCAUGACCAUGAGCGCAUAGGACUCUAUCAUAGCUUUAGUAACUGGAGACGUCAUGUUUCUUUAUGGAGAGCAGGAGCAUUGAUUGUGCUCAGAAGCGGCUGAGCGGGUCAUCACCGUGAUCAUGAAUAAAGGGGGCCGGGCCUUAUAAACAAGAGAAAAUCUGCUUUCAAAGUAAACUAUUGCAAAUAAAAACAAUUUAAAAAAACAAAAAAAGGGAGAACAUAAUUAAAAUGUUACUGAAUAGGCCCACCAAUUUUUGAAGUGAGUACUUUUGUUCAGUGGGGGAAAUUUUCGCGGGGUUGUAAAUCCUCUUACGUCACUGUAUGACUUUAUGUGACACAGUCCAAUUUCACACAGCCACUGAUCAAUGCUGGAAAGUCAAGAGAACAUGCCGUUCAAUGUGUGCCGAUCUUAAAAUGGAGACAUGGGAAAGCUGCCUCCUUCAUGUUGAUCCAACCUACAAUCAGAGUAAUAAUUAAAAAGCUUUAAACUGUUUAUCUUCACAAAGGGGAAAUAUGAUCAUAAUGGAGGUCUUUACAGAGAAGUGCAGAAAAGAUGGACAGACUUUGUCUCUGCUCGUUUGCAUAAUUGGAACCAGUUGUUUGAAAGCGAUGCAAGAGAAGUUUUGUUUUUUUUGUCACACCAUCACAAAUUUAAAGGUGUGGAGUUUGUUCAUCUGAGACUUUGACUAGAACCUUGUGCUUUGGUCAGAUGAAACUAUAAGAUUUAACUUUUUGACCACAAACACUCCAAAUGGUUUUACUGCACCGUGGAGAACGUGGGAUGCUGUGGUGCCUGAUGGGUCACCACUGGGUCCUUUAGUAGAAUUAUUAACCAAACAUAAAUCAACAGAAUUUACUCACUAGAUCACCUUACCAGAACUUAAUCCAGUAGAAAAGCUUGACCUCUUUUUUUCAAUGUAUUCUGUAACCUUAUCAAAUGUUAGGAGAAAAUAUAUUUGAAAAUGGGGUACCAACAGUUGUAGUCCUUGUGGUGUUGUUAAAAAUUUUUUAUUUCUAAAUGUGGUACUUUAGAUUUAAAUUUUUUUUCCCCCUGUAAGUUUUACUGUUGUGGGAGAUGCAGUUUCAAAAUAAAUAAAAGACUGAA